AUGUCUCUGCCAAGUCGACAGACAGCAAUUGUUAACCCACCUCCACCAGAGUACAUAAAUGCCAAGAAAAAUGGGCGCCUGACCAAUCAGCUGCAGUUCCUACAGAAAGUUGUCCUGAAGGCUCUGUGGAAGCAUAGUUUCUCAUGGCCUUUCCAACAGCCUGUGGAUGCUGUGAAACUAAAGUUGCCUGACUAUUACACCAUCAUAAAAACCCCAAUGGAUUUAAAUACAAUUAAGAAGAGAUUGGAAAAUAAGUAUUAUGUGAAGGCUUCCGAAUGCAUAGAAGACUUCAAUACAAUGUUUUCAAACUGUUAUUUAUACAACAAGCCUGGAGAUGACAUAGUUCUCAUGGCUCAAGCUCUAGAGAAGUUAUUUCUGCAGAAAUUAUCUCAAAUGCCGCAAGAAGAGCAAGUUGUGGGCGGUAAGGAAAGAAUAAAGAAAGAUACUCAACAACAGACAGCAGCUUCCUCUGCUAAGGAGCAAAUCCCCUCCAAAGCGGCAGAAAAUGUAUUUAAGCAGCAAGAGAUUCCUUCCGGAUUUCCUGAGAUUGCCCUCUCUCCCUUAAACAUGGUGCAGGAGGCUCCCCUCACCUCUGACUCACAGACUGUGGUCCAAGUCACAAAGGGCGUGAAGAGGAGAGCAGACACAACAACUCCUACCACUUCCAUAGUUAAAACAAGUAGCAAGUCUCCUCCGGCACUCAGAGAAUCAAAGCCUGUGACUAUGCCAGGAAAAGAAAACUCACUGAAGAAUGUUUUGCCAGACUCUCAGCAGCAACUCAGAGUUUUAAAAACAGUCAAAGUAACUGAGCAAUUAAAGUACUGCAGUGAGAUCCUUAAAGAAAUGCUUGCGAAGAAACAUUUGUCCUAUGCAUGGCCCUUCUAUAACCCUGUGGACGCUGAUGCCUUGGGACUCCACAACUACUAUGACAUUGUCAAAAACCCCAUGGACCUCGGCACUAUCAAGGGGAAAAUGGACAACCAAGAAUAUAAGGAUGCGUAUGAAUUUGCCGCAGAUGUCAGAUUAAUGUUUAUGAACUGCUACAAAUAUAAUCCUCCAGAUCAUGAAGUCGUGUCAAUGGCUCGAAUGCUCCAGGAUGUUUUUGAAAUGCAUUUUGCCAAGAUUCCUGACGAACCUGUUGAGUGCAUGCAUGCCUAUCACCUUACAACCAACAGUGCAAAAGCCCUCAGUAGAGAAAGCAGCAGCGAGGCCUCCUCGGAGGACUGCUCGUCUGAGGAUUCUGAGGAUGAACGAGUGCGGCAUCUCGCCAAGCUUCAGGAGCAGCUUAAUGCCGUUCAUCAGCAGCUACAAGUUCUGUCCCAAGUUCCAUUACGUAAGCUAAAGAAAAAGAAUGAAAAGUACAAAAGGGCACCAAAAAGGAAAAAGCUUAAUAACAGAGAUGAAAAUCCAAAGACAAAGCCUAAACAAACAAAACAAAAGGAAAAGCCCAAGAGCAAUCAACCCAAAAAGAAGAAGCCACUUUUGAAGUCUGAAGAUGAAGACAACGCAAAGCCCAUGAACUAUGAUGAGAAAAGGCAGCUGAGUCUGGACAUAAACAAACUUCCGGGGGAAAAGCUUGGACGCAUAGUUCACAUAAUACAGUCAAGGGAGCCCUCCCUGAGAAACUCCAACCCAGACGAAAUCGAGAUCGACUUUGAGACUCUGAAGCCAUCAACACUUAGAGAACUGGAGAAGUAUGUCCUGGCCUGCCUGCGGAAGCGAUCUCUGAAGCCCCAGGCGGACAGCAGCGAUUCGGAACCAGAAAUAUGUCCUAAAUUUACUGGCACAAAACAGAAUGAUUUGCCUCCAAAAGAGAAUAUAAAGCAGAUACAGUCUUCUGUGCAAGACACAGCCUCUGCCGAACAUCCUGUUGCUCAGCAGACUACAGCUGGAGCAGCAGGGAAGCAAUCCCAGCAGGUGCAUGGCCACCGUGUAUUAGAACAUCCACAGACCACGGGGAGCAUUGCAUCUGUGCAGACUCAGCCUCUUUCAGGUGAUUCCAAACAUGCCUCUAACGGCCCCAUUGUGGUACCUACCUCUGCUGAGAGUCACUCAGCACUAGAUCCAGGCUGUCAUGUUCCUGUGCAGAAGGAUAUAAAGAUUAAGAAUGCAGACUCUUGGAAAAGUCUAGGCAAGCCAGUGAAACCAUCGAGUGUACUGAAAUCCUCAGAUGAGCUUUUCAACCAGUUUAGAAAAGCUGCCAUAGAGAAAGAGGUCAAGGCCCGGACACAGGAGCAGACUCGGAAACACCUAGAGCCCAGCUCAAAGGAACCCAAAGUGUCUCAUGAAAAUCAGAGGGAGUUUGGAAAUGGCUUGCCGCUAGAAUCUUUAUCAAAUAAAAUGGAAAGCAAGUGUCAUGAAGAAGAGCAGGAUGAACAACAGCCAUCGGAAGCUCAAGACAAAAGCAAACUCUGGCUUCUCAAAGACCGGAACUUAGCAAGGGAGAAGGAGCAAGAACGGAGGAGGAGAGAAGCAAUGGCGGGUACCAUUGAUAUGACUCUUCAAAGCGACAUUAUGACAAUGUUUGAAAAUAACUUUGAUUAAAACUCAGUUUUAAAUUACCUAUCAACUCUAAAUGAAUGGAAUGUUUACAAUGCAUGUGGUAAAGUGAUUACUUUCAACCACCAAGAUACCAAUCAUAUAUUGUGUUUUGACUGCCCUAAAAUAAUUAAAUAUUUUUCACUUACAUUUUUAAUAAAUACGUUCAUUUUAAUGACAUAAUUUAUAAAAAAAGUUUUAUAAUUUUUGAUCUCUAAAGUGAAUAGAUUUUAUUCAUUCUACAGAGGACUGUCAGCUAUGUAUUAUAGCCCUGAUCUUAGCAAGUCUGAAAGGAAUCAUCUGAUUGAAAAAAAUGAAUAUAUGAAAGUAUAUAAAAGCA
Messenger RNA from Cricetulus griseus (Chinese hamster), 2878 nucleotides. NCBI's taxonomy places the organism in Eukaryota, Metazoa, Chordata, Mammalia, Rodentia, Cricetidae. The record is from RefSeq and is a predicted model, not a curated record.